GAGGCUUGGUACCCUAUGGGCUCGACUGGAGGCCGCCGCAACUUGGAGGCGGAACUCUUGUUUCUGGGAUGCUGUUUCCUUUUCUCUCCCCUUUCUCUUCCUACGAGAGCGGAACUCAUUGAUGCGCGGACCGAGGGUGCAACGGGUGAAUGGUUCCCCCAUAGUUUUUUUUUUAUAUUUGGCAAGCGAAAAGAGGCAGGCUUCACCAGCAUGAGCACCAGCACAACUGCACUGUCUGAAAAGGACAAGUCUAUUGCUCAGAAGUUACUGAAUUUUGGAGCAUGCCCACGUUGUAUUUUCAGGUUUUGCCGGAUAGGAUCUCAGGAUUUGUACAGGCGACCCUAUAAGGAGUUGCUUAGUGAACUGCAUGAGUUUCUGGAGAACACUACAGAGGAGAACAAAUUACCUUGUGAAACAGCAAAUCCUCCCUAUAAGCGAAUCAAACUGGAUAGUGUCAAAGAAGGGGAGGAACAGACCUCAAAUGGAAGCCACCAGGUACCUAUUGCGGAGAAUGAUAGAACUGCUGGUGGUGAUGAGAACUUAAGGCCAGCUGUGUGUAGCAUCUGCCUGGGAAUUCUGCAAGAGCUCUGUGAGAUGGAUUUUGUCAAAUUGGUGUGCCACAAGAUUAAUUCUUCUGAAUACCAGUUUACCAGCUUUGUGUUUUCAGUCUCUUUUCCCCCACAGUUAUCUGUAAGGGAGCAUGCAGCGUGGUUGCUAGUAAAAGAGGAAAUGGAGAAACAGGAUUUUUUAGCAGAAAAAGAAGACCUUGUUCAGCUAAAGGAAGCAUACAAAUGGAUUAUUCACCCCCUGUUCCUGGAGCAAUUGGGGGUCCCUGCUGAUGGAAAGAGCCUGUUUGAAGUCAGCGUGGUCUUCGCUCAUCCAGAAACAGACGAGGACUGCCAUUUCCUAGCCUCAGCAUGUCCAAGUUGCUUCAAACAAGAAAAGAACAAGCAGUCUGUCUUCACCAGAAUGGCUGUGGUUAAGGCUUUGGAUAUGAUCAGCGAAGAAGAUUUUCUUAAAAACUUUCAGUGUCCUCUGACUUCACCCAAGGCGCCUUGCACAGCUGUCGACAUUCAAUGUACCAAUGGGGCCGUCUUCGUUGCCGGGAGAUAUAACAAAUAUUCAAGAACGUUACCCCAGACUCCCUGGAUUAUAGAUGGAGAGAGGAAGAUGGAGUCUUCCGUCGAAGAACUGAUCUCAGAACAUCUCAUGGCUGCCUUCAAAGCAGACAGUUUUAAUUUUUCAUCCUCCGGAAGAGAAGACGUGGAUGUGAGAACACUGGGCAACGGAAGGCCCUUCGCAAUUGAGCUGGUGAAUCCUCGGAAAGUCCGCUUGGCUGCAGAAGAAAUGAAGGAGCUUCAACAGAUAAUAAAUAACUCUUCUGACAAAGUCCAAGUUCGUGAUCUGCAGCUCGUCACCAGAGAGGCCAUUGGGCACAUGAAAGAAGGCGAGGAAGCAAAGACCAAAACUUACAGUGCCUUAAUAUGGACAGAAAAAGCCAUCCGGAACGAAGACAUUGAGCUUCUAGACAACAUGAAGGAAUUAAAGCUCGAUCAAAAAACUCCACUGCGGGUCCUCCACCGGCGACCGCUAGCCGUCAGGGUUCGUGUCAUAUACACCAUGCAGUCGGAGUACAUAGAUGAGCAUCAUUUCCGUCUCCAUCUGAAGACGCAGGCCGGGACUUACAUUAAAGAGUUUGUUCAUGGAGACUUUGGAAGAACCAAGCCGAACAUUGGUACGCUCUUGGGCACAACCGCUGACAUCUUGGAGCUGGAUGUAGAAUCGGUGGAUGUUGACUGGCCUCCAGCUCUGGAUGAUAAAUGAGAAGUUUUAACUUUCAAGAUGUGGAGAAUGAAGGGGCCACAGUCUUGUCAGUGACUGGUUACAGCAGAAUGGGCUCCGGGGGUUUUUGUAAGCUGGUUGGCUUUCCAAAAAAUUUGUUACCUUUUUUUAGAUCAUGUUGAUCUAUUUUUUUAAAAAACUAAAAAAAAAAUGUUAUAAUGAAGAACGUCUGGUACUUUGACCACUUUGUAAAUGCAUAUAUCUCCAACGACAGCCAGCGGAAUUGGUUGUGCUGCUAAGAUAACAUGAUCUCUCAGAACAUAUCUUUGGAAAUAAGAGCAGAGUUCUCUGUUCCCACAGCCUGCGAACUCUGGUCUCACUGGGUUGCCAAAUGGCGUCCCUCUGGAUCUUUCUGCAGGCUUUGGUUCUCUAUUAAAUAGCUAAAAAUGAGUUGCCAUCUGUCCUCUGAUCAUCUGAGGCCUGUCACAAUAUACUGUAUUUUUCGCUCUAUUAGACGCACCAGACCACAAGACGCACCUAGUUUUUGGAGGAGGAAAACAAGAAGAAAAAUAUUCUGAAUCUCAGAAGCCAGAACAGCAAGAGGGAUCGCUGCGCUGUGAAAGCAGCAAUCCCUCUUGCUGUUCUGGCUUCUGGGAUAGCUGCGCAGCCUGCAUUCGCUCCAUAAGACGCACACACAUUUCCCCUUACUUUUUAGCAGGGAAAAAGUGAGUCUUAUAGAGCAAAAAAUACGGUAAUUUUAAUCUACAAAAAUGCAAACGCAACACACUGGCUAAUAACUGUUAGUGAAUAUAUAAUCGGUUCUGAUGUCAUUCAAAAUAUACGAAUAAGCCAUUUCAAAAUGAUGCAUAUCUUAUACAACACAUCUCACAAAAUAUACAAGUAACUACAAGUUGUUAAUUGUAUCAGAGUCAAACAAAGAAUCAAACAGAUCAAUGAAUAGUGAGGAAUGCCAAGCCGUCUCUCAAAGGAAGACGUCUCACAAAAGUCUCAAAAGGACAAGUAUAUCCAGAAUCAUUCAACUGUUUCGGAAUAAAGUCUUCAUCAGCGAAUAAUUAUCAAUGAAAUAUUCAUACUAGUAGGGAUUAUGCUAUUGGAUCAGUGCUCACUGGGUAGUGCAGCUGCUUAACAACUUGUAGUUACUUGUAUAUUUUGUGAGAUCAUAACCGAUUAUAUUGAUUCUUUGUUUGACUCUGAUACAGUUAACAACUUGUAGGUACUUGUAUAUUUUGUGAGAUGUGUUGUAUGAUACAUACAUCAUUUUGAAAUGGCUUAUUUGUAUAUUUUGAAUGACAUCAUAACCGAUUAUAUAUUCAUUAACAGUUAUUAGCCCGCGUGUUAGAUUUGCAUUUUUGUAGGUAGUUACAUUUUGCAACACAUCCGUUUGUGUUUGUUCACAAUACAAUUCCAGUCAUAGUGCAAUGAUUGUCAGGAUUCUGGUACUUCUGGGUGAGCUGAUGCCAUUCAGCGCAGAUUGUACAAGGAAAUAAUCCUGUGCAUGUUUACUUGGAAGUAAGUCCCGCUGAGUUCAGAUAUUUUAGUAUGCAUGGGAUUGCAGCAGCAAUCUUGGAUCUGUACCAAUGUAAAGGCAGCCCUGAAUAACUGUAUAUCCUAUUAAUAGUAGAGGAAGAUUUGCUUACCCUUUUGCAAGGACAUGCCGUAAUUCUAAAUCAAUCCAUAGCCACCCCUUUCUCUUCAGAAAGUGGUAUUUGGCCAGAAUUAUGUAAUGGGGAAGAAAGGAUAGUGUGAUAUAAUAAUGAAUGAUGUUUUAAUGUGAGAGGCAACUGUACCCCCAAAAAUGUUCCGAGUUUUAUUUUUACUAAGAAAAUAAACUUUUAUUAAAAAAUUCUC
Messenger RNA from Podarcis raffonei (Aeolian wall lizard), 3651 nucleotides. RefSeq names its product pseudouridine synthase 10 (gene PUS10). The record is from RefSeq and is a predicted model, not a curated record. The transcript has 18 exons. Gene Ontology annotation, biological process: tRNA pseudouridine synthesis. The coding region runs from base 16 to 1824 and encodes 602 amino acids. Lineage: Eukaryota; Metazoa; Chordata; Lepidosauria; Squamata; Lacertidae. Gene Ontology annotation, molecular function: pseudouridine synthase activity; RNA binding.